GAGAGAGAGAUGCAGAGAGGGGCGGAGGGGUAGGUAUGAGUAAGUACGUGUUGAAAGACCGGUUGUGGAGUUAGUCCCUCACUAUUUAAAGAGGACCUGGCACUCCUACUGGGAGAGCCACUGAGAGCGCUCUCAGGACACCCCAGCAGACCCCAGCACACCGCAUGGACACAUGGAGAAAUGGAGACCAUGACAGGGGGACAGGAAGACAACUGAUAGAGUAAAUAAACAGAGAGAGAGAGGGAGAGAGAGAGAGAGGAUCAAGUCUCUGCUCCCCUGUACAUGGGCUGCACACACAUUCACAGAGUGAUAGAUAGAUAGAUAGAUAGAUAGAGAGGGAGAAAGAGAGAGAGAGAGAGUGAGAGAGAGGGAGAGCAGCCUCCAGAAGAGUGCUACCAUCCGGCCCGGCUCACUGUCACAGAAGUCGUGUCAUCGCUGGUGGAGUUGUUUAUCAAGUCCAGAGAGAAGAGAGGAGCACAAACAAACAAACAGAAACAAACAAACAAAAACUUCAGCUCGAAUGACAGGGAAGUGAUACAAAACAAACAACAAGCAAGCCAAAAAAGCAAAACAGUAACUUUUUGACAACUCUGUCCUGUUUACUUCUCGAGUGUCCUUUUUCCAUCCUUUUUCUUUGGCUUCCUGCCAUCCCGCUCAUCUCGCCUCGUCUGACCUUUCAAAACUGAGAUGAGCUGGCUGAUCAUCCUCACUUACCUGGCAGUGGACGCGGUUGCCGCGGCGACGGGCUCGGCGCGGCAGCACCAGGUGCAGCACGGGAAGUGCAGCUUCACCUUCGUCCUGCCGGAGGUGGAGGGGUGCGGGGGGGACGCGGCGGCGGCGGCAGGCGUGCCCGCGGCGGGGGACCGGCAGGUGAGCAACGCCCUCCAGAGGGACUCACCCCCGCCUCCCGACCCCCCGCAGAGCUCCCUCUCCAGGCAGGAGCACAAGCUGGAGACCCUGGAGAGCGCCACGGACAACAACACCCAGUGGCUGCAGAAGCUGGAAAACUACAUCCAGGAGAACGUGCGUCUGGAGCUGGAGGACCUGCAGCAGAAGACCCUGCACACACAAGCAGCCACCAUGCUGGAGAUCAGCACCAACCUCCUGAGCCACUCCACCCAGCAGUCACGCAAACUCAUGGACGUGGAGACACAGGUGCUGAACCAGACCAGCCGCAUGGAGAUCCAACUGCUAGAAUACUCGCUCUCCACCAGCCAGCUGGAGAACCAUAUCCUGCUGCAGGCCAACGAGCUGGCCCGCCUCAACGACAAAAACAGACUCCUGGAGCAGCGCUUCGCGGCGAUGGAGGCCCGUCUGGCUGAGGAGCGGAGGGUGGCGCAGCAGGAGAAGAGGCUCCUGCAGACCCUCCUGGAGAAGCACAGCAGGCUGGUGGGGAAACUGGAGGGAGAGCUGGCCACCACUGGACACCACAGGGAGAUCUCUAGUCUCCCUAGAGACGAACCCAUGACCUUCAGAGACUGCGCUGAGAUAUACAAGUCUGGCAUCACAGAGAACGGAGUCUACAGCAUCCGACUGUCCAACACAACUCACACUGUCAAGGUGUUCUGUGACAUGGAGACUCUGGGAGGAGGAUGGACGGUGCUGCAGAAGAGGAACAACGGCUCCGUGGACUUCCAUCGGGGCUGGAAGGACUACAGACAGGGCUUCGGGAGUCUGGCGGGAGAGCACUGGCUAGGGAACAACGCCAUCCACCACCUCACCACCUCUAAGGACUACAGCCUGCUCAUCCGCCUCAGAGACGCAGACGGCAACGAAGCGCACGCACUCUACGAGCACUUCCACAUCAGCGACGAGGAGAAAAACUACAGCUUGCAUGCCCAAGGCUUCAGUGGCACAGCGGGUAAGACCAGCAGCCUCACCCGCACGGGCACCAUGUUCAGCACCAAGGACCGCGACAACGACCUCUGCAGCUGCAAGUGUGCCCAGAUGGCCACCGGAGGAUGGUGGUUUGAAGCCUGCGGACCCUCCAAUCUGAAUGGUAUCUACUCCUCUGGGAUCUCCAAAGUGGCCUACAAUGGCAUCAAAUGGUAUUACUGGAAGGGGCCCAACUUAAGAGCCACUAUGACCUCCAUGUUGGUUCGGCCAGCCGACUUCUGAGAUCUGCCCGUCGAUGUCAUCAACCCGAGACGGGCGCACAGACAUGAUGUCAUGGACAAUUAAGUGCUGCUAUGAAAAUGGCAGGAAACCAAGAGACUCUUCAUUUUUUUGUGUUUGGAUGGCCAAUUUAAGUACACUAUUUUUCAGACUUCGCCAUAGCUGUUGGACAGCCACAUCAUUGGAUUGCUCACCUCACACAUUAUUUGGUUUGUGUUUUUGUACUGAAAGAAGAGGGGCCUAAAAUGUAAACACUUCCUGUCCGUGCAAACAUAUGACACAUGAAAAGACUGAGACUAAGCAUAGAGGACCGGAACUCCAGAGAACUGGAACUCUAGAGGACUGGAACUCUAGAGGACUGGAACUCCAGAGAACUAGAACUCCAGAGGAUUCCGUGCUUAUUGUCCGUUCUUACCAGUGUGACGCUGUUCUUACCUCAUCCUCCACCCAGCCUGAGGCAGAACUUCACCUCCUGCUGUCCGUCCGUCCGUCCGUCCGUCACACACCUGAAUCAGUCGGAAUCUCUCUGGGAAACUACGCUCAUAAAAUGGUUUUAGGAGACAGUAUCCCUGUAAAACUGCAUGAGGUGUUGAAAACAGGUGUAGUUUUUUAUAAGCAUCUCUCUAUUUACCUAGGAAUUAUAAACAUUUAAAUAAAGAAAACCAAAGUUAAAAAAGCA
Clupea harengus (Atlantic herring) is the source of this 2794-nucleotide messenger RNA. RefSeq names its product angiopoietin 2b (gene angpt2b). The record is from RefSeq and is a predicted model, not a curated record. NCBI's taxonomy places the organism in Eukaryota, Metazoa, Chordata, Actinopteri, Clupeiformes, Clupeidae.